AUGGUCAGUUCCUCCUCCGCUGCACUCCUGGGCUAUCUAGCUCCAGCCUGUGUAGCUUUUCUCUUCUUCUGCGCUUGGGUCUUCAUCGGCGCCCGUCGUCGCCGCCGUCUCAGGAGCUACGGCUACGACGACAUUGAAACCGCGCAGCUAGGCUCCUGCAGCGCCACGAUCUCACAAGAUGCUGUGAAUAUGCGAUUCCCGAACGUGGUGUAUAAGAAGUGGUAUGAUCAGCAACAGGAAGUGAUAGUGCAGGAUAGUUUGGGUAGCGUGGAGUCUCCUCCUCCUCCUGCUGCUAUUGCAGUUUCGCCCUCUCCAGCAUCUUCGACAGACCGUGAUGAAGACACUACACAUCCAGAUCCAAAUCCAGAUCCACAACCCUCCCCUCACAUAGAUACACCUACACACCCCGAAAAACUCCAAAACCCAACCAUCCAACCCCAAGAACAACCCCCCACCCCCACCCCAACCAACGAAGAUGACCCAACCAUCAUGUGCGCAAUCUGCAUGGAACAAUAUACUCCCGACGACCACAUCCGCGUCCUCACCUGUCAGCAUAUCUUCCACUCGAAGUGUUUGGAUCCCUGGUUUACCCAGUUACGGGCUUGUUGUCCGUUGUGUAAGAUGAGUUUUUGUCAGGAGAGGAGGAGUGGCUUGGAGAGGUUGUUUUCGCGUCGGACGAGGGAUGCGGGUGUGCGUGUGGGUGAGGGUGGAGGUGGGAAUGGGAAUGCGAGGGUGGUUUCGGUGUCGGUGCCCGAGGCGGCGGUUGCGUCGGUUGGGUUUGUUUGCUGUUUUUCGGAGUAUGGGCUGGAUGCUGCUUGA
Molecule: messenger RNA, 819 nt
Organism: Aspergillus ibericus CBS 121593
Lineage: Eukaryota; Fungi; Ascomycota; Eurotiomycetes; Eurotiales; Aspergillaceae
Product: putative RING finger protein
Exons: 3
Coding region: 1-819 (272 amino acids)
Biological process (GO): ubiquitin-dependent protein catabolic process
Cellular component (GO): cytoplasm
Molecular function (GO): ubiquitin protein ligase activity
Source: RefSeq, a predicted model, not a curated record